AGCGCACAGUUAGCGUUCAGCUCCCCGCUGCAGAACAUGAGCUCUCACCCCACGGAUCGGACACUCCACGUCACUCAUGCUUUCACCACGCGAAUGCUGAGGGAACCUGCCAAGCUUCAGGAAGCAAUUUACGUUUGAAUCGUUUUGUUUUUCUUUAUUUUUUGGAUGCGCCAUGAAAGCGCAUUGGAGGAGUUGUGGAGCGGCGUUGGUGGCGUGGACGUGGCUUUGGAGUGUGGCGUGGUGCAUCCCGGCAAAUGAAGUUAACCUGCUGGAUUCUCGCUCUGUGGCGGGAGACCUCGGAUGGGUGUCGUACCCGAAAAAUGGGUGGGAAGAAAUCGGGGAAGUCGACGAAGACUAUGCCCCCAUCCACACCUACCAAGUGUGUCGGGUCAUGGAACAGAACCAGAACAACUGGCUUCACACCAACUGGAUACUGACCGAGGGAGCCCAACGUGUUUACAUAGAACUCAAGUUCACCCUGAGAGACUGCAACAGCCUCCCGGGUGGCGUCGGAACUUGCAAGGAAACGUUUAACAUGUACUACUACGAAACGGAUGGCUGGGAGUUGGAGGAUGGAGAAAUGGGGGACGGUGACGGGAUCACGGAGGAGGAAGACAGGGCCUUGAAGGAAAGCCAGUACAUCAAAAUCGACACCAUCGCGGCCGACGAGAGCUUCACCGAACUCGACCUCGGGGAUCGGGUUAUGAAGCUCAACACCGAAGUUCGGGAUUUAGGCCCUUUGACUCGGAAGGGCUUCUUCUUGGCCUUUCAGGAUUUGGGAGCCUGCAUCGCUCUGGUUUCCGUUCGCGUCUUCUACAAACGCUGCCCGUUCCUCGUCAAGAGCUUGGCUGAAUUCUCCGACACCAUUCCCGGGUCGGAGGCCUCGCAGUUGGUGGAGGUGGUGGGUCGCUGCAUCAACAACUCGCUGCCUUUGUACGAACCUCCCAGGAUGCAUUGCAGCACCGAGGGUGAAUGGCUGGUUCCUAUCGGCAAGUGCGUGUGCCAGCCUGGAUUUGAAGAAAUCCUUGGAUCCUGUCAAGCUUGCAAAGUGGGGUUCUACCGCUCGCUGCUGGAGUCUCUUCUCUGCAGUAAGUGCCCGCCCCACAGCGUGGCCCGGCACACCGGAGCAACUGUCUGCAGCUGCGAAGAAGGAUAUUACAAGAUUGACUCAGAUCCUCCCAAUAUGGCCUGCACACGGCCGCCAUCGGCUCCCCGCAACGCCAUCUCCAACGUCAACGAGACCAGCGUCUUCCUGGAGUGGUCCGUUCCAAUGGAGUCCGGUGGCAGGAAGGACAUCCGUUACAACGUCCUUUGCAGACAAGUCUUGCCAGACGGAAGGGGAUUGGAAGAGUGCGGUGCCAACGUUCGCUUUCUGCCACGUCAGGUGGGCCUGACCAACACUUCGGUGAUGGUGGCCGACCUGCAGUCCCAUACCAAUUACAGUUUCCUCUUGGAGGCCAUCAGUGGAGUUUCGGAGCUGGCUAAAGAGCGUACGAGGCAGUAUGUGUCACUCAAUGUGACCACCAAUCAGGCUGCACCUUCGCCGGUGAGCGUGGUGAGAAAAGGUCAUGCCGGUAAGAGCAGCAUCGCGCUUUCCUGGGCGGAACCGGACCGACCCAACGGCAUCAUCUUGGAAUAUGAGAUCAAGUAUUUUGAGAAGGAGCAGGACUCCAGCUACACCAUCAUAAAAUCCAGGGAGACGGAGAUGGUGGUGGAAAGUCUCAAACCCUCUUCGGUCUACAUCUUCCAGGUGCGAGCCAGAACAUCUGCGGGCUACGGCGCUUUUAGCCGGCGUUUUGAAUUCCGGACCAGCCCUUACCUAACAGCCACCAGCGAACGUGCCCAGGCAUCCAUAGUAGCGGUGGCUAUCACUUUGGCCCUCGUCCUGCUGGCGGUGGUGGCUGGAUUUCUACUCAGCGGACGGCGAUGUGGCUACAGCAAAGCAAAGCAAGAUCCUGAAGAGGAAAAAAUGCACUUCCAUAAUGGGCACAUAAAGUUCCCGGGAGUGCGUACCUACAUCGACCCCCUCACCUACGAAGACCCUAACCAGGCUGUGCAUGAAUUUGCCCAAGAGAUUGACGUGUCAUUCAUCUCCAUCGAAAGAAUCAUCGGCGCUGGGGAGUUUGGAGAGGUGUGCAGCGGCCCGCUAAGGUUGCCGGGGAAAAGGGAGAUGCAGGUCGCCAUCAAGACGUUGAAAGCGGGAUACACGGAGCAUCAGAGACGUGAUUUCCUGUGGGAGGCCUCAAUCAUGGGCCAGUUUAAUCAUCCCAACAUCAUUCGUCUGGAGGGCGUGGUCACCAAGAGUAAACCAGUGAUGAUUAUCACCGAAUACAUGGAGAAUGGGUCACUGGACACAUUCCUUAAGAAAAAUGAUGGUCAGUUCACUGUUAUCCAGCUGGUUGGUAUGCUACGUGGUAUUGCAUCUGGCAUGAGGUACUUGUCUGACAUGGGUUACGUGCACCGCGAUCUGGCAGCUCGAAACAUCCUGGUCAACAGCAACCUUGUGUGCAAAGUGUCUGAUUUCGGCCUAUCCCGCGUUCUGGAGGACGACCCUGAGGCUGCUUACACCACACGGGGCGGGAAGAUUCCAAUUCGCUGGACAGCUCCCGAGGCCAUCGCAUUCCGGAAGUUCACCUCAGCCAGCGACGUGUGGAGUUACGGCAUCGUCAUGUGGGAAGUGAUGUCGUACGGCGAGCGUCCAUACUGGGAGAUGUCCAAUCAAGAUGUCAUUAAAGCGGUAGAAGAGAGCUAUCGGUUACCGGGUCCGAUGGAUUGCCCCGAGGCGCUCUACCACCUCAUGAUGGACUGCUGGCAGCGCGAACGGAGCAACCGGCCCAAGUUUGAUGAGAUCGUAUGUCUACUCGACAAACUCAUUCGCAACCCUUGCUCGCUGAAAAAUCUGGUCAACUCUUCACACAGGGUAUCCAACCUCUUAGUGGAGCACGCCAGUGUAGAUGUAGACUGCAACGUCCGGAGUAGAACAGUAGGCGAGUGGCUGGAUUCCAUCAAGAUGGGUCGUUACACGGAACUCUUCCUGGAAGGAGGAUACUCGUCACUGGACACAAUCGCUCACAUGACAUCCGAGGACUUGCGGAGAGUUGGGGUGAACCUAGCAGGUCAUCAGAAGAAAAUCAUCACUAGCAUUCAGGAAAUGAGAGUCCUUAUGAACAGCUCCAUUACCAGUGUCAACAUCUAAUGCGCACAAUAUACGUGGACCUAGUAUGAAGAAGACUUCAGUUGGACCUAGAGCGGCUGAGCACUUUCUAAAUGAUAAGGAGCAGACUUUCUAUGGACCAGUGAUUUUUUUUUUUUUUUUUAGGGGUGUCACAGACCAAACUGAAGGGAGAUGAGUGGUUUUACAAAAAAGGGAACAUGGUUGACUGAAGACUUUCCAUCCAGAGGAUUCCUUCCAUCCCAGCACUGCUUCGGUUCUCAAACAUGGAGAGAUACCAGCACUUUUUGGUUACACACAAAUACGUUCAUUUCUUCUCUCAGCUUGUCUCAGGUUUUCUGAGUCCAGCGGGUCUGUAUGUUUCGCUUAGCGUCUUCUGGAAAGUGGAUUGAGGCACCAACGGCUACCAUCUCCGGUUUUUGUUCGGUGGUCACGAGGACGCCAUCAAACUCAUUUAAGAUUGCAUGAACACGUCAGCUCGCUUCAUGUUGUCUUUUGUAGGACAAAAAAAAUCGGAACUUGAUUGAUCAGCGGAUGUACCAUGUUGCUAUGGAAACAGUCAACAAUCACUCAACCAUGAUGAGUCUUCAAGUUUCGAAUCAACCACGUUUGAGAUUCCAAUGAAGCCUUCACGUCCACUUUCAGGUACUGCGAAAAAACCCUCAGCAAGUUUUUCUCCACCACAGUGCACCUCAUCGAAACGGAACCACUGGCAAACGGAGGCAAUAUUGAAUAAAUCGAUAAUCACUUAUUAUUUAUUUGUAUUUAUAGAAAAUGCAAAAAAAAAAAAAAAUGUUCGUGUUUGCGUUUAAUCUGUGAAGCUCUGCCUACAUGUAUUUCAUGUAUAUAAUGUAUUAUAAAUAUUUAAAGCAGGGAGCAUUGUUCUUCAGUCUACCAUGCAGGUGGUCAAGUUGCUAUUGAUCGAGCAUCUCAGUACUCAAUAAACAACGUUUCUAUAUCAGCAUUCUUAAAAGAUCGACCUGGACCACUCUAAAUUAGGGACAGGAAUAAUUGACUUUUGGAUAUUUUGUUUUCCAGGGAUUUUUCCAAAAGUUUUAACCCAUCCACUUAAUUAACCAUUAUCAAAAAAAAUCCAAAAAUAUUUUGGGUUUGGGAAUUUUAUUUAAAAAAGAAAAAAAAUAUUUUUGCCCCCCAGCCCCCCUCACAGAAAAACCUUAGCUCCGCCUGUUCCCCCAAGAGUCAUUUCUAGCAGCCUAUAUACAGAAACAGUGAAUAUUUUUACGACACUAUUCAAUGUCUCCAAGUUGAAAAAAAUGUGCAGAUAACUUGCCACAUGAACCUCAUCUUUUCCGACGACUGCUAUUUCUUAUUUUUUUUAAAUGAACGAGUAUUAGGGCAACACUGGACUGAGAUUGUCAUAAUUUCUAUGAAUACGACAGUCCUCUUAAUGCAGUCUGAUUCCGGUCCUAAUAUUCAAACAUUAUUCUCCAUCCUCUUACUUUAUGUUUUUCUCUCUUCAGUGUGGCCCUAACACUCCUUCAUAGCUUGUGUGGUAAUUCAGGAGAUGGUACUGAAUCGAGAUUGUAAAAGUACUUUUAUAGGAGAUGGUUUAGUAGGCGGGACACUCAAUGGACUGUUUGAAAAGCACACUGGAAGAAUGUAAGAUUUUAAAAGGCUAUUUCACUUUUUUUUUUUUUUAAGAACAUGUUUUGACUUUUAAAUAAGUCAAACCGAAGGCCUCUUCUGCGGUCGGGAGGAGUUACGGUGUUAAAACAUUUUACGAUCUUGUUUUAUGUAAUAGGACAAUGGAAUUGUUCUUUACGUCAAAGUAGACGGGAAUAAAUUCAGUAAAUGCGCGGAAAGUGAGACCCGGAACAAAUGAAGUUUGUGACUAUUUGGAUGGAUGAACAUUUGGCUGUCAUGGGGGAAAUGAUCAAUCGACUAACAAAUUGUUUUUAGCUAUUUUUUAAUGAGACGGGAGACUCCUGCAAGUGUCCUAUUGAGCAGACUAAUGCUUCCCCGAGGACUUGCUAUAGUGUGCAUGAAUCUCAGCUAAGCGAAACUGACUGACAACACCCCAGCCAAAAUAAGCGCGCUCCAUUUUGCCUGACUCUCUUCAAAACACAAUUAGUCAAUAAUCAACCGACUUGAAUCGUUAACAUCGUUUAUGGCCGAGCGUAUAUGCAGGCGGUGCGAGCAAUUACGCUGCCUGUAUCUGCUUUACUGCUUCUUAAAUUACUUUCAUCAAUCAUUUCAUAAUUUUGAAAUAAUGUGUCAGAUUUUGGGGCUUAUUGGCUUUUCGCAACCACCAAACUAAUUAUAACUAAAAACGUAUGCCCAGGGCAUGAACAGUUGGAAAAUGGUACACCCUUCUAAGUGCCUCGUAUCUUUUUAGCACCGUCGUUUCCUCCCCUGCCAAAAUGCUUCGUCUUGAUUGUGCCCCGACGUUUUAUUCACUUUUGCCAGGCAAUAAGAAGAAUGUCAGACAAUGUGUAUGUUGGAACUAAUUUCAUUUGCACUUUAUGACAAAUCUGUCACCCUUCUUUUUAAUUCCCCGCCGCAAAGUUAUUUGAAGUUAUCUCUUAUAUUCGGCUUGAGCGCAAGAAUUGGGUCGUAAUUUCGAAGCAAUCCCAAUGAUGACGAGCACCAUUUUUUUUUUUUGUGUGGCACAAAUGUGAUCAUGGCUUGAACAAAUGUAUGACGGUGACUUAAUGUUUGCUCAAUGUUGUGAAAAUGAUUGGAGGGUGUUUUAGGCAUUCCAGCAAUUCCACUCCGAAGAGGUCUUACGUUGACAGCUCGUAUUGAUUUGCAUCGCUUUUAAAAUCAAUCAUAAACGCAUGUUAUUGCUACUUACCACCAUCAAAUAUUUUCAUUUUUCCAGCAAAGACUUGUUUCUCUGCAAUGCCGCUAAACUGGAAUGUCUGAAUUUUAUGAGGGAUUUCCAAAUAUUUAUCAACUGCCAUACACAUGUAGAAAUAUGUGAACCAAUUUCUAAUAACAUUAUGUGAAAACUAGCUUUGAAUUCUUUUGAUGUCAUUUGACGAAAGACUAGCUUUUAAGCUAGCGGAGAUUUGCUGAAGGCAAGUCAAGAAUAAUGAUCGACAAUUGUAAAAAGAAGUAUCGUAUUUUUCGGACUAUUAAGGCCUAUUUAUGGAAAUUUCCAUGGAUAAGGUGCACUGUUGAUCUUUGAGGAAAUUAUCUUGGUGCCUUAUAGUCCAAAAAAUACGAUAUACCGCAAUAAGCUCCAUUAUAAUGGUCAUCGUUCUCCUUUUUUUUACCGAUGAUGACAACUUUUUUGUGCCAUUAAAAACAACAACAUAAAAAGCCAAACACUCAAAAGUUUUACCACCCGUCUCGUGGUUUUCCAACUUGCAAAGCGUUAGCAUGAAACUUGACUUACGGGCCUCGGGUAAUCUUUGCGUCGAUGAUUUAUUUCCAGACAUGUGGUGAUCAGGUUUUGCUGAAAAUAAAAAUUGUAUUGUAAGCGCACACUUUUUUUGUCAACAACUGAAUGACAGACAGUUUUGGAUUCAUUGAAAGCACAGUCAAACAUACUUAGUAACUGUUGUGCUAUUAGUUUGUCUUUGAGACCGUCAUGUAUUAUGUUUGUGUUGUUGUUUUUGUAGUGUGUUCUCAAAUGCUCUAUUUUUUCAAUAAAAUUGGA
This is a messenger RNA of Syngnathus typhle (broad-nosed pipefish), 6797 nucleotides long. Its product is annotated as ephrin type-A receptor 5. Gene Ontology annotation, molecular function: protein binding; transmembrane-ephrin receptor activity; ATP binding. Bases 173 to 3196 code for a protein of 1007 amino acids. Gene Ontology annotation, biological process: axon guidance; cell surface receptor protein tyrosine kinase signaling pathway; protein phosphorylation. Gene Ontology annotation, cellular component: neuron projection; plasma membrane. NCBI's taxonomy places the organism in Eukaryota, Metazoa, Chordata, Actinopteri, Syngnathiformes, Syngnathidae. The record is from RefSeq and is a predicted model, not a curated record. The transcript has 19 exons.